ACUCACCCUUAACUGCCGUCUAGCUCAAAGCGUGCUCUCUCUCCCUCUCUCGCGCCUGCUAUUAUAUCUCCACCAGCGUCCUCUCCUCUCCUUAUGCUUUGUUUCUUCUGUCACCUUGACUGCCGAGCUAUCACUGGUGAUCACCCUCCUUAGCACCUCCCUUUGAUAAUUCAGCCAUGGCCGAAGAAGAACCCAAGACGGUGGAGCCCCAGGCCCCGUUGGAGCCUCCACCGGCUCUGGCGCCUGAGCCUGAGCCGCUGGUGGAGAUUCCAAAGGACGUCUCGGGGAAGAAGCCCGUGAUCCCGCCGCCUCCCAAGGAGGAGGACGAGCCCGAGGCACCCAAGGCCUUCUCCAUCUUCAAAAGGCCUGCUGAGACUUUUGAAGAGAAAGUCCUCGAAAAUUCUGUUCACCGAGACAGGGAGCUAGAUAGAGUCGAAACAGAGAAGAGGAUGUCUCUCAUCAGAGCAUGGGAAGAAAGUGAAAAGAGCAGAGCAGAGAACAAGGCUCACAAGAAAUUAUCUGCGAUUGAGGCAUGGGAGAACAGGAAAAUAGCAUCUGUCGAAGCUGAGCUGAAGAAAAUUGAGGAAAAGCUGGAGAGAGAGAAGGCGGAAUAUGUGGAGAAAAUGAAGAACAAAACUGCUCUUUACCACAAGGCCGCAGAGGAAAAGAGGGCCCUCAUAGAAGCCAAACGAGAGGAAAAUAUUCUCAAGGCAGAGGAAAUAGCCGCUGAGAACCGCGCCAAAGGGACCACUCCCAAUAAGCUCCUCAGUUUCUUUUGGGGCUGAAGAUUUUUUUGACCAUGUUGUGUAAUCAUCAAUACAUACUGUAAAUGUUAUUGUUUAGGUUUCAUUUGUUAGGCUAUUAUAUCAUCUUGCUGCUGAUUUGGUGUUAGUCGUUAUUGUUGGUAGCUGAGUCUUCUUUGGGUGUACAUGACAGUUCUGUCAAACAUGUCUGAAACGUGUAUAAGUUCAGUUUAUGAACUUCGUGUGAACAAGGGUUUGUUUUAGACA
Eucalyptus grandis is the source of this 1010-nucleotide messenger RNA. Its product is annotated as remorin. The record is from RefSeq and is a predicted model, not a curated record. Bases 177 to 785 code for a protein of 202 amino acids. The transcript has 5 exons. NCBI's taxonomy places the organism in Eukaryota, Viridiplantae, Streptophyta, Magnoliopsida, Myrtales, Myrtaceae.